Messenger RNA from Scylla paramamosain (green mud crab), 1678 nucleotides. RefSeq lists its product as uncharacterized. The transcript is spliced from 10 exons. The record is from RefSeq and is a predicted model, not a curated record. NCBI's taxonomy places the organism in Eukaryota, Metazoa, Arthropoda, Malacostraca, Decapoda, Portunidae. The coding region runs from base 916 to 1575 and encodes 219 amino acids.
CUUACCUCUGCAGUUCUUUCUGAUAUCUGUUCUGUGCUUGAUCCUGAAGAAAUAAUGCGUGGAAAUAAUAUGUCUGUUGCAAAUAUCAGUGCCAAGAUUCCUGGAAUUCUUAGAGAUGAAGAUGAACAAAAGUUGGAUAAUGAAUGAAGGUUACCAAUCCUAGGUGAUGAUGCAAAGAAUAUUCUCUCACAGAAUGCUGCCACUGACAUUGACAAAUCUUUUGGUCUAAAAUCUGUCACACGGGGAAAUACCCACUACUCCUAACUUGUUAAAUCAUUAUUAACCAUACCAGUAUCUAAUGCAGACUGUGAGAGAAUAUCUUCAAUGGUUACUUUUAAAAAGUCAGAGAAAAGAAACAGACUCAAAAACAACAGUCUGGCAAAUGAAAUCGUAAGUGGAGAGGGAAUCAAAGUGGAAGAAGACUUUGGAUCAGACCUUUUUGAGUCUGAUGAUGAUGUGACUGACUGAUUAUGUCCAUCCCUCACACAUCAGCAGCAGCAAUGAUGAACCCCUAUCACUGAGAGAGCAACUGCACAAGAGGCACAGAGCCAUGUCUCUACUGCAGUCUUGUGUUCCCCACCUCCCAGUCCCUGAACUGAGUGAUAAAGCUGCAAGAAAUCCUUCCUGUGGCUCCAGAGUGCCUGCUGUGACCAGGGUGCCUCAGGAAGUGACUACUUUUUCAGUGGUCAAGUCUUAUGGUAGCAGUGGUGGGAAGUCAGCUACACUGGCCACACUGAACAUGCUAAAGUGACUCAACACAUCAUGGACAAGUGAAGAAGCAGAAAGGGAUGAUUCCUGCUCUUUGAGCAUCUGUGAAAAUCAAGGAACAGGAAAUACUGACAAGAAGAUAGCCAGAAUGGCUCACUGGUUCCUGAAGUUCCUUUUAGUGGCCUUAUUGAACCUUGUGACUGGUUCAUGCUGCAAUUCCUGGAGCUGGAGAAGAAGCUGUAUAGACAGAAGUCAGCUGUCAGUGUGUUGGAGUGGUACAAGAGUGACCCUUGCCGUGCUCCAGCACAUCACCUCGCCUACCACUUCUACAAGAACCUAGUGCCGGGAUCAGUCACGGAGCAACUAAUGGAGCUGGAGUGCAUCAGCAGAGCAUGUCCUGACAACCCCAUGGUGCUGGAGCAAGUGAACCUCUACCUUCACAGUUUGGAACAUGGAGGGCCGGCACUAGAGAGGGCUGUGAUGUGGAUGAGGAGUGCUGAGAGUGACAGUGGCCAAGAAAGCAGUGAUGAGUGUCCAGGUCCCACAAAUGCCUCCUGCACAUUGAGGACAACAGGGAAGAUGGAGGUGCUGAUGAGAUGCCUGUCGCUGCUUGUGGCAAUGCUGGACUACCCUGCUCACACCUGGGAUCUGCAGCGGUGGCAGAAGCUGACGCAGGUGUUGACCAAGUUUUACCAGGCCUGGGUCCAGACAGAUGGAAGUGCUGCCUCUGCACAACUUCCAUCAGCCAAGACAGCUGCACCUCCUGCUGAUGCCAAGAUGUCCACCCUCAUGGUAGACAAUGAUGAAGCGGCCAACCAGCUGCUGAAAAAGAAAUUAGAAAUAGAACUGAAGCUGAUGGAAAAUUAAUUGAGAAAAAAGACAUUGAAGUAGAAGAAAUAAAAUUAUAUAAAUUACAAAAAAAAAAUAAAUAAAAUAGAACAGGAAAUGGCAGUAAAAGAUAUGGUAUAGA